Messenger RNA from Dermacentor silvarum, 2462 nucleotides. Its product is annotated as putative ATPase N2B. The transcript has 11 exons. Gene Ontology annotation, molecular function: ATP hydrolysis activity; ATP binding. Bases 383 to 1777 code for a protein of 464 amino acids. NCBI's taxonomy places the organism in Eukaryota, Metazoa, Arthropoda, Arachnida, Ixodida, Ixodidae. Gene Ontology annotation, cellular component: mitochondrion; cytoplasm. The record is from RefSeq and is a predicted model, not a curated record.
GAGCCAUGUCAACUAGCCGUCUGACCCUGCGUGUCGGCUGCUGCAGUGCACGUAAACGUGUAGGCAGUGGUUUGUGCACGACGUGGACGAAUAUUUAUCGUCGAAAUUAAUCGCAGCGAUUCAUGAAUUAACCUCAUGAUGAAAUCUGGACGUAGAUGCGCUAUUUUUAUCGCAGGACAGCGUCGAGUGGUGUUAGAGUGUGUUGUCAAGUUCAUUCAAAGCGGCAUUGAAUGAAAGGUCACUGUGCCCACUCCGUCUCUACUUCGAGCUUCCCGUAUGCGUUUGAAAUGGACUUGUGCGCCGUAUACGUCGUUGAAAUUAUACGCUUAUGGUCUAACGGAAGCUGACGGGAAACUUCAACUCGUUGAUCUUUUAUAAUACAAUGUAUAUUAGUCACAAAACAGGCAAUAUGAUAGCGAAAGCAGGAUCGUUCUCCCUCCAAGCCCUCAACUUGCGACAAAUCGCUCGAGUUUGGCGCGGUGGUAAGCAUUGCUUUGAGCCGGUGCGGUUGGUCACGAGCGUGAGAGAUGACACCGCUUCUGACGAUGUCCUGUCUAUCUAUUACGGGCUUCUCGGUCAGGGAGAGCUACUUCCCGAUGAAAAUCAGCUGAAAAUCGCCCAGCUGCUGAAGGAACUUCAAAUCAAAGUUGCAGGUUACACGCCGCACACUCCAGGCCUGUUUGAAAAGUGGCUCUUCAAGUCAAAGAAACCAGCCGAGAAGCCACAGGGGUUGUAUAUAUAUGGUGCAGUGGGUCGAGGCAAGACAAUGUUGAUGGACAUGUUCUACGAGUCCACAGCGAUGGAGAGCAAGCAGCGAGUGCAUUUCCAUUCAUUCAUGCUGGAUGUUCACAACCGCAUCCACAGCUGGAAGCAGGAGUCGGCACAGUCUGGCCAAGGUCGCAAGUCACCUCAGUAUGAUCCAAUUCCACCGGUUGCGGAAGCUAUCUGUGCCCGGGCUUGGCUGUUGUGCUUGGACGAAUUCCAAGUGACCGACAUUGGAGAUGCCAUGAUCCUCAAACGCCUGUUCAGUCACCUGUUCAACCUAGGUGCUGUGGUCGUAGCCACGUCAAACCGAAAACCUGACGAUCUGUACAAGAAUGGCUUGCAGCGCAGCAACUUCGUGCCUUUCAUUGACGUGUUGAAGAGAAACUGCAUGCCAGUUGCUCUCGAUUCUGGUGUUGACUACAGAAUACAGAAAGGUGCUACCAAGACCAGCUUCUAUUUCAUCAAGUCUGAGUGCAAUGCAGACGCGGAGCUGGACAAGCUGUUCAAGAUCCUGGCCAGUCAAGAGAAUGACAUCAUUCGAGCACGUGUGCUCACCAUCAAGGGACGCAACGUUGAGUUCCAGAAGACGUGUGGCCGCAUCUUGGAUGCUUCAUUCUCAGAGUUGUGCGACCGUGCGGUUGGUGCCGUUGAUUAUCUGGCGCUGAGCCAGAUAUUUCACACGAUACUGGUACGAGAUGUGCCCGUGCUGACCCUACGUGAGAAGACUCAGGCUCGCCGAUUCAUUACCCUCGUAGACACCCUGUACGACAACCGGGUCCGCCUAGUCCUGUCAGCUGAUGCUCCGGCGGACAAGCUCUUCCAGGCGGUCAAAAGCGAUGGAAGCCUGACUGACGAGAACCGUUCGCUCAUGGAUGACUUGCAAAUUAGUGAUAAGAAUGUGAGCAUCUUCAGCGGCGAAGAGGAGAUGUUCGCCUUCGAUCGGACCGUGUCGCGGCUCAACGAGAUGCAGAGCGAGAAUUACUGGGCACAGGCGAGCAAGGAUGUUUAUUAGGGUUAGUGGCCUCACUGCUGCUGGGUGCUGCGGGCAAUCUGCUCCUUGAGCACCAUGAUGCUCUGCCGCUGGUCCGGAGGCAACAACGCAAUCUGCUGGUCCGAAAGCUGCAGCACCUGCUCCCACGAAGAGAGAGAGAAAAGCCAUCACCAACUCUGUCUGUGAUGCACCUAUGGCACUGGAGCACUGCUGUCUUUCUGCGUUUAUUGCCCCAACCUAACACCUCAGAGGCCAGACCAAUGACUCUUCGUGUCUCAUAGCUACAAUGCCAGCCCCUGAUGCAACAAAUUUUUCUUGCAUACGCACCUAUAGUAGCGAAAUAAUCCUGACCAUUUGCUUUUAUUUUUCGCUUAAACCAAAACAUGCGGCCCUUAUUCUGUUCAGGGCAAUAGUAUAACAGUUGUUAUAUCUAAUCAAGAUGGAAAUUUGGUGUUUCCAAACACGCAGAGCAGUCUUUUGGCAGCAAUGCACUUGGAGUGCUUAAGUAAUGGUGAGCUUUUAGCCAAGCCAAAUGCCACAAAGGCCAGACAAAACAAUAUAAUGUCCCGGAGCUGUGAGAGUUUUGAUACUUAAUCGAGACACAAGAAAUAUAUGUUUAAUAAAUUCGAUAACUUGCAAAAUUGUUUUGUUAAGGCCCUGUUCGUUUACUUUACAGGCAAUUAUGUUCUGCAUACUCCAAUUAAAG